Messenger RNA from Nerophis lumbriciformis (worm pipefish), 1606 nucleotides. It is a transcript of the gene mipa, whose product is annotated as major intrinsic protein of lens fiber a. The record is from RefSeq and is a predicted model, not a curated record. Gene Ontology annotation, biological process: transmembrane transport; water transport. NCBI's taxonomy places the organism in Eukaryota, Metazoa, Chordata, Actinopteri, Syngnathiformes, Syngnathidae. Gene Ontology annotation, molecular function: water channel activity. Gene Ontology annotation, cellular component: plasma membrane.
CCCCCCUGGCCUGGUAAAGGAGCUGAAUGAGUGCAGUGCUUGUGUCUUCAUGUUCCGCUAACAUCCCUGAGGUUGGCUCCUACAUGCUAGCAGAACUGUGCGGCGCUCCACUCAGGAGCUCUCCAUGAAUAUCAGAAUUCGCAAAGUAUCCAAACGUGCAUGUUGAUAGUUGAGCUUUCGAGAGGCACUUAGAUUUGAACUGAAGGUGUUCAAAUCUCCUUUUAUUUUUUUAUUUUUAGUCAAGUACGAGCACCAUGUGGGAGGUUCGCUCCAUGUCUUUCUGGCGGGCGGUGUUCGCCGAGUUCUACGGCACCAUGUUCUUCGUCUUCUUCGGUCUGGGGGCCGCCCUCCGCUGGACCACGGGCCCUCACAAUGUUCUGCAUGUGGCCUUUUGCUUCGGGCUGGCGGCGGCCACGCUCAUCCAGUCCAUCGGCCACAUCAGUGGAGGACACAUCAACCCUGCCGUCACCUUCGCCUUCCUCAUCGGCUCCCAGAUGUCUCUGUUCCGUGCCAUCCUCUACAUUAUGGCCCAGUGUCUCGGAGCCUUGGCCGGUGCUGCCGUGCUCUACGGUGUCACACCCAGCAACAUGAGGGGCAACCUGGCCCUCAACACGCUGCAGCCAGGCAUCAGUCUGGGAAUGGCCACCACCAUGGAGGUCUUCCUCACCCUGCAGCUCGUCGUCUGCAUCUUCGCCGUCACAGAUGAGAGGCGCAACGGACGCCUAGGAUCCGCCGCCCUGGCUAUCGGUUUCUCAGUGCUGAUGGGACAUCUUCUUGGGAUGUAUUACACCGGAGCAGGAAUGAACCCAGCGAGGUCCUUCGCCCCCGCCGUGCUGGUCAGGAACUUUGUCAACCAUUGGGUAUACUGGGUGGGGCCUAUGAUUGGCGGCGCUAUCGGCGCUCUGCUCUAUGACUUCAUGCUCUUCCCUCGUAUGCGCGGCCUCUCCGAGCGGCUGGCCACGCUGAAGGGCACCAGGCCUCCGGAGGCCGAGGGCCAGCAGGAGACCCGAGGAGAACCCAUCGAGUUGAAGACCCAGGCACUAUAAGCCCACAGAAGAAUCCCAUCUGCUAACUCCUCACUCCUCCAUCCCAUCCACAACAGCUGAGUCACAGCAUGUGCUCUUGUGCCUCCCUCUUUUUUGGACUGCAGGACAAAGAUGAUGACCUCCCUUCAUCUUUCUUUCUCUUCCUUUUCUAGUCUGCUAGGAGUGAAGCUACAUUAGAGACUUCAGCAUGCUUUUUUUCUUCUCCAAUUUGAGACGGCAUGAUUUUGCCCUUUAUAGUUUUGUUCCAGCAACCAUCGCUUAUUGACAUGUACGUAUUGUACUCCAUCAUAUUAUCACAUUUUUCUCUCAGUUUUUUUUAAAGUGUGUGUCAGAGAGGAUGCUUGUUGUCUGUGUGCGUGCGUGUAUGCUUGUUUCAAUUUUUCCUUUUUUAUUUUUUUACUUUUCAAUGCUUCCUAUGCAUGGUAACUUAAAAAAAACUAUACACCAGACAAGGUUGUUUCCAACAAGACAUUCAAUUGAAAUCCUCCUUUCUGAAUAAUCAACACCAUGUAAUGAAACCCUCAUAUUGGCGCUGUUUAAUAAAAAGCAUGCUAAUUUUG